Messenger RNA from Penicillium soppii, 1380 nucleotides. RefSeq lists its product as uncharacterized. The coding region runs from base 1 to 1380 and encodes 459 amino acids. Lineage: Eukaryota; Fungi; Ascomycota; Eurotiomycetes; Eurotiales; Aspergillaceae. The record is from RefSeq and is a predicted model, not a curated record. The transcript has 2 exons.
AUGCAGCCAAAUCACUGCGACCUUCUGAGUCAGGUGCGUGAGCCUGGAGCUGCAAGUCGGAUGACGCGCGAUGGCCAUCAGCCGCUUCGAGAUAAUAGUGGUCAGCCCCAGCCAUCUGGUGCGGCACCCAUGAGAUCAGAGGAUUCUUGGAUCGACGUAUCCUCACAGCCGUCUUCCUCCUCCUUCUCCUCGGCUGCUACCAACGAUGAUAUCAUAACCACCGGCUUGCGAGUCGAACAUGGAGAGGCGGCGGCAUAUCAGCGUCGCAAUCGGCGACGUCGUCUACAACAUCUUGCUGCGAUCACCACAGCCCAGGUAGACUAUUCAUCGCGGGACACUAGCCAAGCCAGUAGCAGCCAAGAGGAAUAUGAGGAGAGCGACAGCGAGUCGGAUCGAGUCCUCAGCAGUUCGAAUGAAGAUAUGAACCGCCCGACACUCCCAGAUUCUUUAGCACCUCGCUCUGUACCACCCUCGUCAAGUCCAGACGAAAUCUCCAGUGACGAGGAAGAUGAUACUUCCACUGCUUUGGGGAUGGGGAUAAGCCCAUCACCAUUCGUUCCCCAACCGAACAUAUUUACACACCCACCACCCACAUCAAAUGAAUCAUGGGCUCGUGCUCCUGAUACGCGACGUGCUCACUCCGACAUACCAUCUACCUCGAACCGACGCACAGGCCCUCGAAGAGAAUCAUUCCCCAGUCCACGAUCCUCGCGGAGGACUCAACACCAACAUAGCCCCUAUAACAUGAUAUCACCUUCUCACCAUGCUGAUCACGAUGCCGCUCUUCGUGCUAGCUUAUCAACCCUGCUUUCAUGCGCCGCUGCCGCCAGAGGCUUGCCAAAGAAUGAUAGUCAACCAUCGCCCUCACCAGCCACCACAUCAAGAGGCGCACGGCCCGCUUCUUUCCGACUAGUGGGCGAAUCUGUCGCCAUGGGCGAGGAGAGCGGCGACGAAGAGGUCUCGCCGACUCAGUAUCCAGAGACAAGUCCCUCUAUCGGUGUACCGAGACAGAUGCGCGCACCCACAGUGCCAUCUGGCCCAGUUGUAGCCAAAGCAAAGCGGCGAUCGAGCCCAUCAAAAGAUCGCAACGCUGUCUCAAAGAAAAGUCGGCGCGCGAGCAUGAUAGACUCGACAACGCCUGUCAGCCCCACUAUCAUGACAUGGGUCAUCAGUGCCGGUGUUGUUGUACUGUUCUCUGCUAUCAGCUUCUCCGCCGGAUACAUGCUCGGCCGUGAGGUCGGGCGAACCGAGGUCGGGAUGAUGGGUGAUGGUGUUCCUGGUCCUCGCCCCUCGGUAGGCUGUGGCCAGGAAGCUGUUCGGGGUGGACUCCGAAAAUUACGCUGGGGAUCGGCAGCUGCCGGGACUGCAAGCCUCGCAUGA